Messenger RNA from Dinoponera quadriceps, 8141 nucleotides. Its product is annotated as inositol hexakisphosphate and diphosphoinositol-pentakisphosphate kinase 2. The record is from RefSeq and is a predicted model, not a curated record. The transcript is spliced from 27 exons. Gene Ontology annotation, cellular component: cytosol. Gene Ontology annotation, molecular function: inositol hexakisphosphate kinase activity; 5-diphosphoinositol pentakisphosphate 1-kinase activity; diphosphoinositol pentakisphosphate kinase activity. Bases 1397 to 6592 code for a protein of 1731 amino acids. NCBI's taxonomy places the organism in Eukaryota, Metazoa, Arthropoda, Insecta, Hymenoptera, Formicidae. Gene Ontology annotation, biological process: inositol phosphate biosynthetic process; inositol metabolic process.
GAGUGAAUAUUACAUUUUGCAGUGAAGGCAUGUAGUGCAGAUAUAUUUUCACUUUGUUCACUCUGUGUGCGUGUGUGUAAAAUGAAGAUAAAAAUAACACAAGUUAUGUCGAUACGUAGCAACUAAUAUUAACCGAAUCAUAAAUUACGUCUAACUACUUGGGCUGGCAACAUUAUGACAACUGUUCAAAGUUUGUUCCGUUAUGUAGAACAUAUAGUUAUCACACAAUGCAUGAAAAUCUGAUUUUGUUUGAAAUUGUAUAUUACUGGCAAUUAAACUUCCCAUUUUUACCAGAACAUAACACACUGUGUAUCGGUUUCACAUUAUAUUGAAAGUAUAAGCAUGCUAUCAGAUAUUUGAGUUUUAUCACGAUAGAGUUGCAAUAAUAACCUCGAGUGCUACUAAAGAGCAAGUUUGAUGAUUUGCUUUUUAUUUCCUUAUCAUGACACACUAUUGUAGUCUUUGAGUGACCAGUAUUAUUGACACCAACUAAAUUGAUUGCUUGUUACCAGGAAAGUGCACACUCAGUCCAGUAGGUAUUCAAAUUUUUGCGGAGAUACGUAAGAAUAAUAUCUAUCCCCCCUUCUCCAAGGUGAAAGUGUGUGUUUGUCAUGAUAUGUGUACUGUGUGAUACUGUAAUGUACUUCUGAUUAACUAUGCACAUUAUCUUAUGUAAUCGUGUCAUGUAUGCUCAGUAAUACGUAUAAAAUAUACAUUUUGUCGGUUAACAGAGAUAACGACUGGUUAUAAUGAAACAGAAAGAAGAUACAGGAAUUUUAAAUAGAGGAAUGAGAGCACACGAUAAUAAUAAAAGAUUGAAAAAUUGGUGAAAUUUUAAUUCAGUUCAGAAAAUUAUAUUCAUUGAAAACACUACUAAGUUUCCGUGAUAACUUAUCAGAUAUUUAAUCACAGAAAUAGACUAAACAUUUUUUUUCAAACAGAAGUAAGAUACUUUUUUCAUUCACUCAUCGUACAAUUGUCGCAAAUUAGAAGAAUUAAGAAAUAGGCUUUUUAUUUGCGUUUUAUUUCUUCAGUUUGUAAUUUUUGUUCUCUUAUAACAAUUUCUCGAUUCUUUUAUUACAGUGGUCAAAGAAAGCUCAUUCCUCAGCUAAUUCAUUCAGCUUGUCAGCUGCAUGACCGAUAUCACAUUCCUCAUUGCAUUGGAUUUUUAGCGAAAAGUAAUAAUAAUCACAGAGUACAAAAUAAAAUGGCGACUGAAAACGUAUAGAUGAGAAUUUUAUGCUGAAUCUCAGACUCAAAAGAGUGAGCGAAGUCUCACUUUCAAAUUCCCAUGUUUCACGCUUUGUUGCUUGAUACGUAUUACCUUUCUAUGUAGGCGAUAACGUAUGCGAUCAACGUGUAACUUACUUAUCGAAAGCUCAAGCUAAAGAGUAUAAUGAGUAAUCAUACAAGGGUUUGCAAUGAAAAUUGCCCUGAAAGAAAUGCCGACGACAAGCCCAGAUUUCUGUCCUGCCUUAAGGCAUACUGGCCUGAACUGUCAGAAGGGUGCAGCAACGAUGAUGCUUAUAUGGGUAGCAGUGACGUGGAAGGGGAGGGGAAGCAAGUCUUGGUCGGGGUGUGCGCGAUGGCGAAGAAAUCGCAGAGUAAACCGAUGAAAGAGAUUUUAACGAGGCUCGAGGAAUUCGAGUACAUCAAAAUUAUUGUGUUUCCGGAAGAUGUGAUACUAAAGGAACCGGUGGAGGAUUGGCCUAUAGUCGACUGCUUGAUAAGUUUCCACAGCAAAGGCUUCCCACUCGAUAAGGCUAUAAACUAUGCGAACUUGCGCAAUCCCUUCAUCAUUAACAACCUUCCGAUGCAAUAUGACAUCCAGGAUCGAAGGAGAGUCUAUGCCAUAUUGGAGACCGAGGAUAUCGAGAUUCCACGGUACGCCGUUCUCGACAGGGACUCACCGGAUCCAAAACAAUCUUUUUCAGAUCAUGAAUUGGUGGAGUCGGAGGAUCACGUGGAGGUGAACGGUAUUACUUUUAACAAGCCGUUUGUGGAGAAACCGGUGUCCGCUGAGGAUCAUAAUAUUUACAUUUAUUAUCCCACCUCUGCGGGUGGAGGCAGUCAGAGAUUAUUUAGAAAGAUAGGUAGUCGUAGUAGUGUAUAUUCUCCGGAGUCUCGUGUUCGAAAGACUGGUUCGUAUAUCUAUGAAGAUUUUAUGCCUACCGAUGGUACUGACGUUAAAGUUUAUACCGUGGGACCUGAUUAUGCUCAUGCCGAGGCGAGAAAAAGUCCGGCUCUCGAUGGCAAGGUCGAGAGAGACUCGGAGGGCAAGGAAAUUCGUUAUCCAGUGAUAUUGAGCAACGCUGAGAAACUUAUCAGCAGAAAAGUAUGUUUGGCCUUCAAGCAAACGGUAUGCGGUUUCGAUUUGCUGAGAGCAAACGGACAGUCGUUCGUGUGCGAUGUAAAUGGAUUUAGUUUUGUAAAGAAUUCGAAUAAAUAUUACGAUGACUGUGCCAAGAUCCUGGGCAAUAUGAUACUGCGGGAAUUGGCCCCGACACUGCAUAUUCCAUGGAGCGUGCCCUUCCAAUUGGAUGAUCCGCCCAUCGUGCCAACUACAUUCGGCAAAAUGAUGGAAUUGCGCUGCGUCGUGGCGGUUAUUAGACACGGCGACAGAACUCCCAAGCAGAAGAUGAAGGUAGAAGUGCGUCAUCCGAAAUUCUUCGAGAUAUUCGCCAAGUACGAUGGCUAUAAACACGGUCACGUGAAGUUGAAGCGGCCCAAGCAGCUGCAGGAGAUCCUCGACACAGCGCGUAGUCUGCUGUCAGAAAUACAGCAUCGUGCUGCGGGGCCCGAGCUGGAGGAGAAGCAAGGGAAACUGGAGCAACUCAAGAGUGUGUUGGAAAUGUACGGACAUUUCUCCGGCAUAAAUCGCAAGGUCCAGAUGAAGUAUCAACCUCGGGGACGACCGCGGGGAAGUUCUUCCGACGACGGUAACGAUCUCAAUCGAUUGGGUGAGCCGUCUCUCGUCCUGAUAUUGAAGUGGGGCGGUGAAUUGACGCCGGCUGGACGCAUACAAGCGGAAGAGUUGGGACGCAUAUUCCGUUGCAUGUAUCCCGGUGGUCAAGGUAGACACCUUAGUGAGGAAGAAUCAGAGAUGUUACCAAACCACGGUGAAUACGCAGGUGCGCAAGGACUCGGCCUGUUACGCUUGCAUUCCACAUUUCGCCAUGACUUAAAGAUAUACGCCAGCGACGAGGGACGCGUCCAAAUGACCGCGGCGGCAUUCGCGAAAGGAUUGCUCGCGUUGGAAGGAGAACUGACGCCCAUCCUCGUGCAGAUGGUGAAGAGCGCGAACACCAACGGCCUGCUCGACAACGACUGCGACAGCAGCAAGUAUCAAAAUAUGGUAAAGACGCGUUUGCACGAGCUGCUGCAGCAGGACAGGGAGUUCACUCGCGAAGAUCGCGAGCAGAUCAAUCCGGGGAACGCGUUGAGCAUUAACGCUGCUUUGGACUUCGUCAAGAAUCCAGUCCGGUGUUGUCAGCAUGUUCACACCUUGAUUCAGAAGCUCUUGGACAUCGUGCGCAUCAAGAAAGAGGACCCGAAGACGAAGGACGCGAUACUCUAUCAUGGUGAAACCUGGGAGUUAAUGGGACGUCGUUGGGGGAAGAUCGAGAAGGAUUUCUGCACGAAGCAGAAACGCUUCGAUAUAUCCAAGAUCCCCGACAUCUACGACUGCAUAAAGUACGAUCUGCAGCACAACAAUCACACGUUGCAGUUUGAGCACGCGGAGGAAUUGUACACGUACGCCAAGUCUUUGGCGGACAUAGUGAUCCCUCAGGAAUACGGUUUGACGGUGCAAGAGAAGCUGACCAUCGGCCAAGGAAUAUGCACACCUUUGUUGAAGAAGAUACGGGCCGAUCUGCAACGAAAUAUCGAAGAGUCCGGAGAGGAGACGGUCAAUAGACUGAAUCCCAGAUAUUCCCAUGGCGUUUCGAGCCCCGGACGCCAUGUUCGCACGAGGUUGUAUUUUACGAGCGAGAGUCACGUACAUUCCUUACUCACCGUGCUGCGUUACGGUGGUUUGCUCGAUGUGGUGAAAGACGAGCAAUGGCGACGCGCGAUGGAAUACGUCAGUAUGGUCUCGGAGCUGAACUACAUGUCGCAGAUCGUCGUGAUGCUGUACGAAGACCCGACCAAGGACCCGAGCAGCGAGGAGCGUUUCCACGUCGAGUUACACUUCAGUCCUGGCGUUAACUGCUGCGUACAGAAAAAUCUGCCACCCGGACCCGGUUUCAGGCCACAUUCGCGCAACGAGAGCAGUCACAACAUGGGCGAGAGCGGUGGUUCCGGCCAGGACACCACGUCGCAAUGCAGCACCCGGAUAGAGGAGGAAGACGCGGAAUUGGGAAUUAUGGAGGACGAUCUGAUGAAUCCCGUGGUGCAGACCGACACGCCUCCGUCGCUAAUGGAAACCGACGCGGUGGAUUCCAUGCUAGACAGUCCGACAACCAGUCGUGGAAUCGAUAUGAUGGACUUGGAUCCGAACAUGAUGGACGAGCCGUACGAUAGCGGCUUCUUACAGAGCUCGGCUCCGAUCCCCAUCAGCGCUAGAACGGUGGCCGGACACGAGGCAGCCAGACUCGGCAGUCAGUUGGCGGCGAGUCAGCGGCAACGGCGAAGCAGGGAAGCCGGGACCAUCGUCGAACCGCGCGCCCGCAGCUACGACCAUCAACGGCAAGAGAAGUCGGAGAAAGCCGCGGAGCCGAGCGAGGCGUAUCUGAGGAAACCGGCGACCCUGUCGCAGUCGCACAGCUCGCCGGAGCUGCCGGUUUCGCCGGGCGCAGGCUCCGCGAGCUCCUCCUCGGGUUCGCCACCGCCCACGAUCACGCUUCACAGCGCGCCGACCUCGGUCUCGGCCGGGGUCGACGACGGACAGCUACUCGCCACUGCCACCCCCUGCUCGUUGCUCGUCCCGUCGAUCGCGAUCGGCGGUGUCCUGCUGCAGGAGCAGCAGCAGCCUACUGUCGAGUUUUACCGGUCGUCGUACUGCGGCAGGAAGUACGGACGGUCGCGCUCCGAAGCGAUUCUGCUCUCGUCCGUCGAGACCUGCGACACGCGACCUUUGUUCAUUCAACCUGAUCCUACCUGCACAGCAAGGCGCCACCGUCACAGUAUCUCCGGACAGAUGAGUUAUUUCAAGCUGUUGGGCUACAAUGUCAGCAAGAAACUCACCGGCUCGGCGAACAGCCUCUUCAGCACCGCUGUGAUAAGCGGCUCCUCGAGCGCGCCGAAUCUCAAGGACAUGGUGCCGCCGCACGCGUCCGCGGUCGCUGCGAUAGAAGGCUUCGGCGGAGUACCACCCAUCAGACCACUGGAGACCCUUCACAACGCCUUGUCGCUACGUCAGCUGGACUCCUUCUUGGACAUGAUGACCAGCGUGCCGCUGUUCCGCACUCCGGCCUCGUCGCCGCCCAAACACCCGUCGCCGGCCAGCUCGACGCACGAGUCACUGAAUCCAACCCUCGGCCAUCCCGGGAUCAGUCGCGAGUAUCACUCUUCCGACACGGAAGCCGUCAGGUACAUCACGCCGACCCCGAUACAGUACAAGCCCCUGGGCGAAGCGGAGACGUGCGACAGAGGGAAUCUACCGUCGCCCACCAGUCCGAACAGUACGGGAUGGAGCAGCGAGCCACAGUCCUUCUUGUCUUCGGAGCCGUCGUCGCCGGCGCCAACCUCGACCGGCGAGUGCAGUAUGUCCAUAAGUUUGAUAAGCAACGACGGUGCUCAGCUUUUCAGCAACGCGCCCAAGUUCUCGACGACUCCUUGUCUGGACGUCGAUUUUAACGAAUUCUGCAUGAGACUCGACCAAGAGAAUCGAGAAAGUCGCGGCAGCGUCUCAUAUACGGAUUAUUACAGCAACGAGGACGGUCAGAUACGCAAAAUAACGCAGAUACCGCAGACCAUGCAGCAAGUGGCAGCAGCGGCCGGCGGGCAGCCGAAUACCGCCGGCGAUGAUCUGCCCGCUGACAACGUUGACGAGGACGAGGAUCACACGUUGACGUUGAGACAGAGCGAGGAGCAAAAGAAACAGGACGUUAAGCUGAUAUUCGAGCAGCGGGACAACGUGAAUCCCGCGAAAGUGAGCGGCGGCUGCAAAAAAAUCGGACGCUUCCGGGUGGAGAGCACGGACAUAACUCAGGGCGACGUCAGGAUUAAAGAGACCGACAACGCCGGCGCGGCGGACAAAGCGAAACCGUCCACGCCUCAGAGGUCCGACUCGCCGAAGUCCACGGACAAGAUGACGCGGAAGGACUCGAAGAAGAGCGGCGGCAGCAGCCAGCACUCGUCGCAGAAGCGCAGGAACUUCUCCCGCUCGCAGAGCGUCACGGCGCCGAAGCCGACUACGGCGAAGCCCACUGAGCCGAGUUUCAGCUACAAGAGCAUGAGCUCGAAGCAGGGCUCGCUCUCGACCAUGUCGGUCGCGGAUCUGGAGGACUGGAAGCUGAGCGUGCUGAAUCCGACGACGUCACCGCAAUCCGCGACGGCGAGCCGAGAGGACGAGCCGAUUCUCACCGUGGCCGUCGGCGACAGCUCGAACGUGACCGUCGGCUUCGACGUUCAACGGGAGCAAAGGGAGUAGAGAGGGAGGGAGGGCAGACGCGAAUGGAUUCUUCCAAAUUCCGGCCAACGACGCGCGAAAGAGAAAUCCCCGUCAUCUGUAUUUUCGCCGAAACGGAGCCGAGCACCACCGCGUCAAACAGGAAACAGAUAACGUUCUGUAGAUCUUAAAGAUGAUAAUUCGUCACCCUUCCUGUCGAUUAAACCGUGCGAGGCGAUGUAUUAAGCAGAAAGUAUUAGGACGCGAUGUUGUCACUUCGUUGUUCCACCAGUAGUAGUCCGCGUUGAUAGAAGCUGAUCGAUACACGCGAGCAGGACCAUUCGUCUAGCGGAACUCGAAGCAGCGGUACUUAACCCGCGUCUCCUCUUCUUCUAGAACAUAAUUUAGUGAGAUAUUUUGGAUCAAAUGCGACGCUCGUUUUAACACCUCUCGAGGAAUAGCGAAUUAACUGAUUCCCCCUCCCUAGUAAGUUAUUUCACGAUUUAUAAGAAUAUAUAUAUAUAUAUAUUUUUUAUUGACACAGACAAGAGUAAUCGUCAUGUUAGGUGAUCUUUUACAGAAAGAGAAGAAAAUUGAGAAAAAUGUGGCCGGCCGUUGAAUCGAGAGCUUAUGAUUUCCGGGUACUUUAUUCCCCUGACGACGACGACGGCGGCCGUUGCGCAGGCAUACCACCUCUCGGAAAAAACUUAUUCUAAACGAAAUUGAAAGUCAGGAAUUUUUCGAUCAACGAACAAACGCUGAUUACACAGUAGCGAUCGCGACCGUAUGCGAUUUCUAGCGCAUAGUGAGGAUUCUUUAGGCGAAUAAACGGUCGCAGGCAGCAGUACUCCCGACAGUAGGAUCCGUAGAUUCCGUUCUGACACGUUGUAACUGUGUGCAUAUCCGUCUUCUAGAGAAAUCACUGCGGAUGUACAAAGGCUUAUCUACCAGUGUAGAUAAAUACUAUGUGAUAGGUGUAUUUCAAUUGAGGAUACUUAGGGAAACGCGCAAAGAACGAGAUAGAGAGAGAGAGAGAGAGAGAGAGAGAGAGAGAGAGGAAGUGGCAUGCGAUUAAGAAUGUUGAGAGAUUUAUUCUCAGGAGGAAUUGUAUAAAUGUAUACUUCUCUACGCUGUAUUAUGUUCUUCUGUACUAUAGGCUCUGUUGUAAAUCGACGGUUAGUUCCUUCAAAUUACCAAAGGCGGGAAACUUAACACUUGCGCAUCGUCUAACGCGUAUCGCAGAACAACGAAGAUAUAUUAGAUCAUCGUUAGAAAUUCUAUGUUCUCAGGUGUCGGAUGAUACAGGCGUUCCCGUUGGUAACGUUUCGUUCUUGUACAGCAGCGAUCGCUGGAAUCGGUAGGACUUGAUCCGAGCCAAAGAAAACAGGUCGGUGCGUUUGACGUUGCGCGUGGAAACGGUCUGUUGUUACACGCGCAGCUUCACGGGAGGAGGAUGUUUCAUAGAGAUAUUAUCUGUGGACGGGUGAUCGUACUUGCAAAGUAGCGAACAUCGUGCUACGUGUGUGUACAUUUAGUAUGUAUAUCAUGCGCGAAGGAGGAAACGUUUUAAUAAAAUGAUAUAGACAUAGAA